UGUCUUUCCAAUCUCCAUAUGUAAAGAGCUUCCUGAGCUAAAUUAUCUGAUCAUAAGAGAAGCAUAUGAGCUAGAGGAAAUAUUUGUAAGUGAAGGUGAUGAUCACAAAGUGGAGAUUCCAAAUCUGAAAGUUGUAAUAUUUGAAAAUCUACCAAAACUAUCCCUGGCUUCAGCAUCAACAGCAGACUUCAUAUUUGAUAUUAAUGGUUUAUAUGCUAGCAAGUUUGGCUACGAAUGUGACGAAGCUAUUCAAGCAAUUACAUGAUGAGUCCAAAGGCCUUUGAUACUAGUAAUGAAUAUCCAAGUUCAGAAAUCACCGAAGUUCAAGCAUCCGGACACGAGUUUACUUCUUCACGGAAAGAAAUGGAACAAACACUAGAGACAGAGCAUGAAUUUGUUGAAAUUGUUCCUCAACAAGAGAUGCCAUCAGUAGCAACAAUAUUACCAACAAAUUCAAAAGUUAGCGAAAUAAGUGUUGAAGAAGGUGACAACCAAAGAGCUAUAGCUUCUACUUCAAUCGCCAUAACAAAGCCUCUAACCACUCAAGAUGUUGAUGUUGAAAUCUGGCAGGAAACUAGUAACACUAAUGACGAUCGAGUUUCUCUAAAUGAUGACGAUGUCAUGAAAGUAAGAUCAAAUAUUGAGCAACAGUUUCCCAAGGAAGAUGAAAUAUUAGUUUCCAAAUCAAGACCCUCUUCUAUUGAAUCUCAGUGUCCUUCAAAGUCUACUCAAGGGGAACCUUCUCAAAGAGAUGAAGAUUUAAGUUCUUCUUGCAUUGUCACAAGGGAGCUUGAGAAUCUAGUUUCCAAGAAUCAUUUAGCUAUUGAGAAAUUGUCUCUGUUGACUGAUUUCCUUGUUAAGCAUCCUUCAUUUCUUCUAAGGCACACUUCAUUGAGUAGCCGAUACAAGGGUUGGUUAUGCCUACAACUGUCUAGCCGAGCUAUUGAAAUUCCUUCAAACUCAUAGUGUGUUGGAUGUGUUAGGUUCAAGCCUCUCUGAAUUUAUCGAGUUAUUACAAGAUGUACACAGUUUUCCUUUUGAUAAGGAAUGGUUGGAUGAUAUCGAAAAGCGUGCUUUGUUUCAUGGUUCGCAAGUCUCUCAAGAUGCAUUGCAAAAAUUGUUGGACUCAAAACACAUCUUGACACAACGUGUGGAAGUAUCUUAAGCAUCAAUUGGCUUCCUCUGAAGCUGAUUUGCAGAGCAUCACUCAACAGGAGGCACAAAUUUUACGAACACGGGAUGCUUUAAGUGAUCCUCUUAGUUAUUAGACUAUUUUUUUCGUUGCAUUCAAUUUGUUCCCUGCUUUUCUUUAUCCUUCAAUAUUUUAUUUAUUGCUCGGACAUACGUUCCUCAUUAAUAAAUUCAUUUAGCUGUUCAAAACAAUUGACAAGUUAUAAAUACAAAGUUUUAGCGAUAAUUAAUCUAA
This is a messenger RNA of Medicago truncatula (barrel medic), 1426 nucleotides long. RefSeq lists its product as uncharacterized. NCBI's taxonomy places the organism in Eukaryota, Viridiplantae, Streptophyta, Magnoliopsida, Fabales, Fabaceae. The coding region runs from base 262 to 966 and encodes 234 amino acids. The transcript is spliced from 6 exons. The record is from RefSeq and is a predicted model, not a curated record.